AACAAUUUUUAUUUAAUUUUUGACAAAAACAAAAGAAUCAAAAUCGAAAACUGAAAAUCAAAAUUCUAGGCUUGGGACAGUGAACUGCAAAAUCAAGCUUCAAUGGAUGACAUGGCAGCUUACUACUCCCAAACCCAACCGCCGAAUCUUCUAACUUAUCAAUACUACCCACCGCAACAACCGCCGCCGCCGCCGCAGUAUCAACCCAUUCCGGUGAUACCACCGCCACCCGGUGCUCCACUACCGCCGCCGCAUCAUCCUCAUCCUCAUCCUCAGUACAUUCCACAACAACAACAGGUGUAUGAUUCUUACGUUCCUUCUCCGCUUGCUUCAACCAAUGAUGUUCGCACUCUUUUCAUCGCUGGUCUUCCUGAAGAUGUUAAGCCUCGUGAAAUUUAUAAUCUGUUUCGUGAAUUUCCUGGUUAUGAGUCUUCGCAUCUUCGGAGUCCCAAUAAUUCAUCGCAGGCUUUUGCUUUUGCUGUUUUCUCAAAUCAGCAAUCUGCUAUUAUGGCAUUGCAUGCCCUUAAUGGGAUGAUCUUUGAUCUUGAAAAGGGGUCCACGCUUUAUAUUGAUCUGGCUAAAUCCAACUCUAGAGCUAAACGUGCAAGGAUAGAUGAUGAUAGAGCUAGCUCAGAUAAGAAAGCUCGUGGAUCCGCAUCAUCAUGGCCAACUCCUGAUUCUGCAGGUGUUAGCAGCAUUCACAUGCCUGGAAUGGGUAAUCCUGCUUUCAACACAAACAUGAUUGGUUAUCCACCUGCACAAAGUCAUGGAAUUGCUGAUGGGAAUGCUAUGCAUGACGGUCUAUUUCUAAAUCUGAAAAAGUGUUCCAAUCCUUACAUUCCAACGAAUACCACCCCAUGUGCGACUUUAUUUGUAGCUAAUUUGGGGCCUUCUUGUAAUGAACAAGAGCUAAUCCAAGUAUUUUCCAGGUUCCCUGGAUUUCUAAAACUGAAGAUGCAGAGCACAUAUGGAGCCCCUGUUUCAUUUGUUGAUUUCAAGGAUAUUCCUAGCGCAACUGUCGCCUUAAACAGUCUGCAAGGCACCAUCCUUUAUUCCUCACCAGCCGGCGAGGGAAUGCGUUUAGAAUAUGCUAAAUCGCGGAUGGGUAUGCGGAGGAAGCCGAAGUAAAUUAUGUGCUGGAAAUUAUUUAUAAAAAAAAAGAAGCAAAAGUAAAACAUUGGAGAAGUCGUCCAUGACUUUUUAAGAGACACGCUUGCUAUUAGGAUGCAUUAUGAAUUCUAUUUGCGGUUGCAAUAGAGGGAAGCUUAACGGAUUUGUCCAAUACUUUGCAAGAUUUAAUUUUCGGUUUCUGAAGACAAAGUCUAAGAUUUAAAUUCUUGUAUUUGUCUUGGUAUUUGAAAGUUCUACAUUGAUAAAGUUCUCCGGUAUCAUAUCCCCUUGUAAAUUUCAUAUAAACGGUACUUCUAAAUUUUUGGUGGAUUUAUCAAGAAUUCAAGAUUCAUACAA
This is a messenger RNA of Medicago truncatula (barrel medic), 1467 nucleotides long. Its product is annotated as U1 small nuclear ribonucleoprotein A. Gene Ontology annotation, molecular function: RNA binding. NCBI's taxonomy places the organism in Eukaryota, Viridiplantae, Streptophyta, Magnoliopsida, Fabales, Fabaceae. The transcript is spliced from 10 exons. Bases 103 to 1128 code for a protein of 341 amino acids. The record is from RefSeq and is a predicted model, not a curated record.